Messenger RNA from Cyclopterus lumpus (lumpfish), 2165 nucleotides. It is a transcript of the gene fli1rs, whose product is annotated as Fli-1 proto-oncogene, ETS transcription factor-related sequence. The record is from RefSeq and is a predicted model, not a curated record. NCBI's taxonomy places the organism in Eukaryota, Metazoa, Chordata, Actinopteri, Perciformes, Cyclopteridae. Gene Ontology annotation, molecular function: DNA-binding transcription factor activity, RNA polymerase II-specific; sequence-specific DNA binding. Gene Ontology annotation, cellular component: nucleus. Gene Ontology annotation, biological process: regulation of transcription by RNA polymerase II; cell differentiation.
AGAGAGAGAGAGAGAGAGAGAGAGAGAAAAAAACUUGUCAUCCGGUUAUGGUCUGUGAGCAAAAAAAAUUGCAACUGCAAUGGUUUGCGCCAUAGAGCAAAUGCACCCCUGCAUGCAUUGAAGUGCGGUUAGAAGACAACUUUACUGCAACAUUUACAACAACGACUAAAUGACAACGACUGCGCGGCUGCUGCAAUGGACUGUUCGAUAAAGGAAGCGCUGACCGUGGUGAGCGAGGACCAGCCCAUAUUCGAGCCGCCCUACACCGCAGUGCACAUGAAGGCCGAGAUGACCUCGCCCGGCGGGUUCAGCCACGCCUCCAAGCAGAGUCCCGAGCCCACCGAGCCGGAGUGGGCGGGGUCAGCGGCACAAAAACCCGGGGAAAAGAGCGAACACGUCAAUGGAACCAGCCGUGAAUCCCCCGUGGACUGCAGCGUCACCAAGCGCUCCAGACACAUGAGCAAUGGACGGUGGCCGAUGCCGUACCAGUCCUCGUCCGAGCCUCGCAUCAGCCCCCAGCUGGCCGCCCCACCCACCAGCGUCACAGAGGAGAAGAGAGGGUCCAUCGUGCCGGCAGAUCCAGAGGUUUGGACACAGGACCACGUGAGGCAGUGGCUGGACUGGGCCAUCAAGGAGUACGUCCUGGAGGAAGUGGACGUCAUGCUCUUCCAAGCGCUGGACGGCAAGGCCCUCUGCAAGAUGACCAAGGACGACAUGAUGCGCCUCACGUCGGCCUACAACGCAGACAUCCUGCUGUCGCACCUCAGUUACCUCCGGCAGAGUAGCCCUACGUUCUCGUACUCCACAACCUCCACCAACACCACACCGCCACCGCCGCCACCACAGCCCAGGCUGCAGGUGAAAGCAGAGAGCGGUUUUGAGGAGAUCAGCUGCAGGAACAGCUGGGCGGCCAACACCAUGAGUGCAGUGCCAAAAGGUCCCUCCAUGGAGCACCAACACAGCUCCAGAGUCACAGAGCCUGCUCCAAGAAAUGUCCAAGACCCGUAUCAGACAUUAGGGCCCAUAAGCAGUCGACUUGCCAACCCAGAAGGCCAAGCCCUCAGCACAUCCAAGAACCGAACAGCCAAACAAAGUCCAUACAAGCUCCCUGACCCCAGCGCUCACAGGCCUGUGGGUUCGGGGCAGAUCCAGCUGUGGCAGUUCCUGCUGGAGCUGCUGUCUGACAGCAACAACGCCGGCAUCAUCACCUGGGAGGGCACCAACGGCGAGUUCAAGAUGACCGACCCGGACGAGGUGGCCAAGCGCUGGGGCGAGCGCAAGAGCAAGCCCAACAUGAACUACGACAAGCUGAGCCGCGCUCUGCGCUACUACUACGACAAGAACAUCAUGACGAAGGUGCACGGGAAGCGCUACGCCUACAAGUUUGACUUCCAAGGCAUCUCGCAGGCCCACCAGAAUCACUCGGCGGAAGGGGGGAUUGUUAAGUACCAGACUGAGAUGUCCUACGUCCAGCCCUACCACAGCCACCAGCCCAAAAUGAACUUCAUGGGCGGCCAUCCUGCCCCUAUGCCCGUCUCCCCCGGCAACUUCUUCAGCCCUCCGUCCACGUACUGGAACUCACCCAACAGCCCCAUAUACCCUGGGUCAGCCAUGACCAGGCAUCCCACCACCCACUCCCACCUGAGCUCGUACUACUGAGGACGAUGCAUUUCACACCUGAGCGGGAUAACGUGAGAGGAACCCAAACGUCCUGAAGACACAUUCACUCCAUUCAGGAUGCACCCGAGCUGAACCCUUGUCUGAAAUGAAGGAGGUAUGACGCUAGGGGUCGGAUUGUAUAAGGGCGCUGUUUUUGUUUUAGUCUCAGUCCUUCAUGAAAAAUGGAUAACACGCGAGGGUUAAUUAACUGAGGAAUGCAAGGGAUUGGCAUUGUACGCCUCCCAAGAUUUUUAUAAAUAUACUGAUUAACGGUUAUUCAGAUGUUAUGAAACCAAGUUUUUUUGUAAGUACCUUGUUUGAUUUGUACCCGUUGUAAAAUCAUUGCCUUUACUGUGAGAGUAGCUAACGGUUUAGAAACUGUUCUGCAGAUAUCACAUUCAAUGACCUGACAUUUGUAAAAGAUAAAUUGUAUAGAAUGAUGGUUAUGUAGCAAUAUAACAUUUACUCACAAUGUAAAGCUAAUAAACAAUGCUUGUAUCUGAAAA